Messenger RNA from Betta splendens (Siamese fighting fish), 1437 nucleotides. RefSeq names its product four and a half LIM domains protein 2-like. The transcript is spliced from 6 exons. Gene Ontology annotation, molecular function: transcription coregulator activity. NCBI's taxonomy places the organism in Eukaryota, Metazoa, Chordata, Actinopteri, Anabantiformes, Osphronemidae. Bases 174 to 1016 code for a protein of 280 amino acids. Gene Ontology annotation, cellular component: Z disc; nucleus. The record is from RefSeq and is a predicted model, not a curated record.
UCAGGAGUGUGAGUGCAGCGACCUGCCCACUGUGGUCACACCACUGCCUCCACCUUCAGCCCCAGUAUUGGUCACAUUCUGGUUUUAUAAAGGAGAAGAGCUGCAGUGCUGGCCUCAGUCUCAGGCUGGUUCCUCCACUGAUCCUCCCUGACAGGACAGUGGCCUCGUUUGUGAUGAUGGCAGAGCGCUAUGACUGCACGCAGUGUGAGGAGUCCCUGUAUGGACAGAAGUACAUCCUGAGGGAGGAGAAACCGUACUGCAUUAAGUGCUACGAGAAGCUUUUCUCCCACAACUGUGAGGUGUGCCAGGAGCUCAUUGGCUGCACCAGCAAGGAUCUGUCCUACAAGGACCGCCACUGGCACAGCGAAUGCUUCCUCUGCACCAAAUGCAGUCGAUCUCUGGUUGAUCGUCCCUUUGCCACCAAGGAUGACGUGGUGAUGUGCACCGAGUGUUACAGUAACGAGUACUCUGCCAAGUGCCAUGCGUGCCUCAAGACCAUUAUGCCAGGCUCUAAAAAGAUGGAGCAUAAGGGCAACAGUUGGCACGAGAAUUGCUUCACCUGCAACCGUUGCCAGCAGCCCAUUGGCACCAGGAGCUUUGUGCAGAAGGAUGGCAACAACUACUGCCUGUCCUGCUAUGAGAAGCAGUUUGCUCUGCAGUGUGUCUACUGCAAAAAGCCCAUCACCACUGGAGGAGUGAACUACCGCGACCAGCCCUGGCACAAGGAGUGCUUUGUCUGCAUCGGGUGCAAGCAGCAGCUGGCCGGCCAGCGGUUCACCUCCCGCGAUGACUUUGCCUACUGCCUCGACUGCUUCUGCAACCUGUUUGCCAAAAAAUGUGCUUAUUGCACCACCCCGAUCAGUGGUCUGGGUGGAAGCAAGUACAUCUCCUUUGAGCAGCGCCAGUGGCACAACGACUGUUUCAACUGCAAGAAGUGCUGCGUGUCUCUGGUCGGCCGAGGUUUCUUGACGUGCAAAGAUGACAUUCUCUGCCCCGACUGUGGCAAAGACGUCUGAGAAACCUGGCAGUGCUCCCCCUAAACCCAACAAUCAUCACAUAUGAUUUCCUUCACAGAGUAGCCUGCUGUUACAGCUGAUGUGUUUUCUGCAUAGCCUGAUAACAAUGUUUCUCUCUAAAUAAGUUGAGACCAUUGUUGUUGUUGUUGAGCAAUGUGUUGCUUUCUUAGAAACCUUUUAGAGAGCAAAACUUUCAUUCCUGCCUCCACUUCAGGGAUUCUGAAACAAAUUCUAAAUUUUAAAAUAUAAAACAAAAGCCUUUGUGUGAAAUCUAAAUAGUCACUUUCGUGAAAUAUAAGACAAAAGUGCAUGUAAGGUUGUCUUAAUUAACCAGUGUCACUGUGAUGAACGUAAUCCUGCUAAUACAGCUUGUUUGUUUACCUAAAGUCUGUUCAAUAAAAUAAUCUCAAUAAAUACUUUA